Molecule: messenger RNA, 1364 nt
Organism: Micropterus salmoides (largemouth bass)
Lineage: Eukaryota; Metazoa; Chordata; Actinopteri; Centrarchiformes; Centrarchidae
Gene: rabl3
Product: RAB, member of RAS oncogene family-like 3
Exons: 8
Coding region: 37-738 (233 amino acids)
Biological process (GO): intracellular protein transport
Cellular component (GO): endomembrane system
Molecular function (GO): GTPase activity
Source: RefSeq, a predicted model, not a curated record
ACUGUUUUCUUCCGGGACGCUGCUGUCACCAAAAAAAUGGCAUCUCUUGACAGGGUGAAAGUCUUAGUCUUAGGAGAUUCCGGGGUGGGCAAGUCUUCCUUGGUCCAUCUGCUAUGUCAGAACCAGGUGUUAGGAAAUCCAUCAUGGACUGUCGGUUGUUCCGUGGAUGUACGGGUCCAAGACUAUAAGGAGGGAACCCCAGAGGAAAAAACCUACUACAUUGAACUCUGGGAUGUUGGAGGAUCAGUUGGCAGUGCCAGCAGUAUCAAAAGCACCAGAGCUGUCUUCUACAAUUCAGUUAAUGGAAUUAUGUUGGUACACGAUUUAACAAAUAAGAAAUCCUCUCAGAAUGUCUACCGCUGGUCACUAGAAGCUUUAAACAAGGAUUCUUCUCCAACAGGAGUUAUCGUCUCAAACGGUGACUAUGAUAGAGAGCAGUUUGCUGAGAACCCAGUGCCUUUGCUGCUGAUUGGCACAAAGUUUGACCAGAUCCCAGAAAACAAACGCAAUGAAGUUCUCACUCGGACGGCCUUCCUGUCUGAAGACUUCAAUGCAGAGGAGAUCAACCUCGACUGCACCAACCCAAGAUACCUUGCUGCAGGCACAUCAAAUGCAGUGAAGCUUAGCAGGUUCUUUGACAAGGUAAUAGAGAAGAGAUAUUUCACCAGAGAUCCAAGUCAGAUGACGGGGUUUACAGACAGAAAACGGUUCAACUUCAAAAGUUUGCACUAUGACUGACAGCAGUGGUCUGUGGUAUGGUAAUGCCUGCUGGCUUUUACACCACAAGUAAACCAUCACACUCACUGACACACUUUCUAUAUUGCAUAGAGACAUGCUUUAGCAAGAUGAUACAAAAGGACAUAGACACAUGCUAUAUUUAUGUUUAAUGAGAUUUGGUGAUAAAAUACCCAAUUUCACAGUUUUUAAUUACAUAAUUUUAAAAAAUACAAUCAGUUGUGUUUUUUCCCCUCACAUGUAAUACAAUCAUAUAUACCAGCUUCAUUAAUCUUUUUUUUUUAAACUAAGACCAUAAGAGUUCUAAGUGUUGUUUGAUUUUCUAUGCCAUGUUAUUCAGUAAGCAAGUGCAGAAAGGGCAGUAUUUUUUUAAAUGGUAGCUGAUGUAACAUUCCCCACUUUCUGCAUCACUGUCUUAAUCCAGGGGAGAAAGAAAUGAACUUUAGUGAAGACAUGGGGAUACUUGGGAUUAUCACAAUCAGAUUGAAGGGUGAAAGCUGUUAUACCCUGAGGCUUCGUGUUGCAGAUAAGUGGUCCACCGGAAUCACCCUAGGAAAAAGGCAACAAAAAGGCUUGAUUGAUUAGUUUGUACUUGAUUUUUCAUGAAUAAAGGAAACAGUUUUUUUCCA